Molecule: messenger RNA, 1338 nt
Organism: Aspergillus eucalypticola CBS 122712
Lineage: Eukaryota; Fungi; Ascomycota; Eurotiomycetes; Eurotiales; Aspergillaceae
Product: glycoside hydrolase family 16 protein
Exons: 4
Coding region: 1-1338 (445 amino acids)
Biological process (GO): glucan catabolic process
Molecular function (GO): hydrolase activity, hydrolyzing O-glycosyl compounds
Source: RefSeq, a predicted model, not a curated record
AUGUCCUACAGAAACCUAUCCAGUCUAGACGUCUCGGAUAGGACAGGUCUCCCCGACUACGAGUUACACAAUGUGCCUGUGGCACCGCCAUAUACAGCCACUGCAUCGGGCCCUGCAGCUGCAGGAGCAGCAGAAACAGCACAGAAAGCAACUGUUGCAAAAGGCGCCGGAGGACCAUGGUAUGACCCGCGCUCAUGGUCAGUGUUGACGAAAUCGCUCGUCGCCGGAGGUGUGGUAGUUAUCAUUGUUGCGCUCGUCGUAGGCAUCUACGAGGGCACGAAAUCAUCCUCAUAUCCCGAUUACUCUGCCCUGAGCUAUAAGCUCGCAGAUACAUACUCGGGCUCUUCAUUCUUCGACGAGUUCGAAUACUACACAGCCACCGACACAACCGACGGAUUCGUAGACUACGUCGACAGCACCACCGCCUCAUCAUUGAACCUAACCUACGCCACCAGCUCGCGCGCCGUCCUGCGCGUCGACACCAGCACCUCCAACCAAACCAGCGGCCGGAAAUCGGUGCGUAUCACCUCCAAGAAAACGUACAACGACGGGCUCUUCAUCUUCGACAUCACCCACACGCCCUACGGAUGCGCCACCUGGCCCGCCCUCUGGCUCACCGACCCAUCCAACUGGCCCGAACACGGCGAAAUCGACGUGCUGGAAUCCAACAACAAAGCCACCCACGGCAACGCCAUGACUCUCCACACCUCAAGCGGAUGCAAAAUGAACGUCAAGCGGAAAGAAACCGGCACAGCCAAAUACACUAACUGCCUCAACACCGCCAACGAUAACGCCGGCUGCAGCGUAACAGGCGCAAAAGCAACCUACGGCGAGAAAUUCAACACUAACGGUGGCGGCAUCUAUGCCAUGGAACUCCGCCCCGCCGGCAUCCGCGUCUGGAUGUUCUCCCGCGACUCCAUCCCCAGCGACAUCUCGAACAGCAGCAACACGCCUGACCCGUCUAGCUGGGGCGAAGCGCUCGCCGACUUCCCCAAUACGAACUGCGACAUCAGCUCGCAUUUCAAGAACCAGAGUAUUAUCGUUAAUAUUGAUAUCUGUGGUGAUCUGGCGGGUGCGAGUACCUACUACACGGAUCUGUAUGAUUGUCCGUCGACGUGCACGAAGUGGGCGGCGGAGAAUGGGGCGAACUUUACCAAUGCGUAUUGGGAGUUUAAGAGCUUUAAAGUUUAUCAGACGAGUUCGAGUGGGAAUAGUUCGAGUAGUAGUAGUAGUACUAGUACGGUGGCGGGGGCGUCGUCGACGACGGCGGGGUGGUAUGGGUUGACUGCGUCUACGACAACGACGACAGCGGCUGGGGCGGGGAUGUCGAUGACAUAA